UUCGAAACCAGCAGCAGCCCCGUGCUCGCAGCGACCGAAGUGCCCCUUCAUUCUUAGACCUUCGGAGACGAAGGAUCGCAAUCGUCUCAAAUGGUCGAUCGCGGUUCGUUGUUUGGGCAACUAACGUAGCCCGACACACUCCCGUCUCGGUGCCUCGACUUCAGCGACGUAAUCAACGCGCGGGAGACCGCAAUGUCUUUCCCGAACAAGGAACAGCGUCAGAAGUGUUGGGAUUCUCGAGAUCGCUACUGGGAGUGCCUUGACAGUAAUGCUGAUGAUUCAAAACGCUGCGCGGAGAUGAAGUCCUUGUACGAGACCCUUUGCCCGAGCCAGUGGGUGAAGCACUUUGACCGCAAGAGGGAAUACCUGAAGUUCAAGGACAAGAUUGAGAAAGACGGGUACGAACCACUCGAUGACACGAAUACCAGGGCAAAAAGCUGAGGCACUUCGUUGUCUGGCAAGGAACUCUCAAUCGUUGAAACAGUUUCGACUAAGUCGGAGAAGGCUGCGAGUGCGCGCCACAGCCAGGCACCAGAUCCAUUCGCAAGGACACUCACGUGCUGCUCGGAAUGCAUAAUUAAUUCGUCAUUAUGGGCAUUAGAUUUAAAAGGAGGUGCCAUUCUUGGCACGUCAUUUCGUCAUAACAAAAUAACGGGACAUUUCGUCAUAACAAAAUAACGAUUAGGAGUAGAGUACGAAUGUAGAAGCAUGAGCAUUCAUAGAUGUUCGCAUGCGUGUGGCUGCUUGUCUGGCCGAAGUGCUGUUUGUUUUCCAUGUUGUAAUAAAGCAUUUUCGCUGGACACAC
This is a messenger RNA of Rhipicephalus microplus (southern cattle tick), 805 nucleotides long. Its product is annotated as cytochrome c oxidase assembly factor 6 homolog. The record is from RefSeq and is a predicted model, not a curated record. Gene Ontology annotation, biological process: mitochondrial ATP synthesis coupled electron transport; respiratory chain complex IV assembly. Gene Ontology annotation, cellular component: mitochondrion. NCBI's taxonomy places the organism in Eukaryota, Metazoa, Arthropoda, Arachnida, Ixodida, Ixodidae.